CUUGUAAACAUGAAAAAUCUAAGCAUUCCUACAUAUUGUUGUUUGGAAAUUUUCAAAAGGUUUCCGACUUGAAAAUACUAUUAAUUUCUCAAUACGGACGCAGGGUGGCGCUGCAGGCUAAGGUUAUGCAUAACCGGUAAAAAGCUUCCUGGUCCUUUGUGUGGCAAGACAGAAUAAAAAACACGGACUGGAAGCAGCACACGAAAUACCCGUCUCUGAAUGGCUUUGGGCUGCGGUAUACUAAAUGAACAAGGGUUAAGAGCAACUGAGUAAGGAAUUCUCCAACGGAGAAAUCAGAAUUCAGCAUUCAAGCCAUUCAGAGCUCCCUGAACAGUCUGAAGCAAGCACUCGCGUUUCCGCCAUGGAGAAGCUGGAGAGAAAUCAUCCAAACAGGCAAGUGAUUCCUUUCCUUUUUAUGCUGCUUUGGGAUCAGGUUCUAGCAGUGCCUACUCAGUACUCUAUCCUGGAAGAAGCAGAUAGUGGCUCCUUUGUAGCCCAUCUGGCAAAGGACCUAGGCCUGAGUUCUGGGGACCUGACUGCCCGGUCUGCACGGGUGGUGUCUGACUAUGACAAACAGCAGUUGAUUCUGGAUCCUGAGACUGGGGAUCUGCUUCUGAGGGAGAAACUAGACCGGGAAGAGCUGUGUGCCUCUGUGGAUCCCUGUGUGCUGCAUUUCCAGGUGUUCCUAGAAAAGCCAGUGCAAUUUUUUCAAGGAGAAUUACUGAUCCAGGACAUAAAUGACCACUCACCAGAAUUCCCAGAUAAAGAAAUGCUUUUGAAAAUACCAGAAAACAGCCAGCCAGGCACUCUGUUACCACUAAAUUUAGCCCAGGACUUGGAUGUGGGCAGCAAUGGGCUACAGCAAUACACAGUCAACCCCACCUCUCAUUUUCAUGUCCUCACUCAGAAUAAUAGCGAAGGCAAAAAAUACCCAGAAUUGGUGCAGGACAGAGCCCUAGACAGAGAGGAACAGGCAGAGCUGAGCUUGACCCUCAUGGCUCUGGAUGGUGGCUCUCCACCUAGGUCAGGAACAGCCAUGGUUCGAAUCCUGAUUCUGGAUAUUAAUGACAAUGCCCCCAAAUUUGUGAAUACCCACUAUGAGGUGCAGGUCCUGGAGAGCAGUCCCCCAGACUCCCCAGUUCUGACUGUGUUAGCACAGGAUGCAGAUGCUGGCAACUUUGGGAGAGUUUCCUAUGGCUUGUUCCAAGCAUCCGAUGAAAUUCAACAAACUUUCUCAAUAAAUGAAGUCACAGGAGAAAUCCGAUUGAGAAAGAAACUGGAUUUUGAAAAAAUUAAAUCUUACCGUGUACAAAUCAAGGCCACAGAUGGGGGAGGUCUUUCUGGGAAGGGAGAGGUGGUGAUAGAGGUGGUGGAUGUGAACGACAAUGCCCCAGAGCUGACCAUAUCUUCCCUGACCAGCUCAGUCCCAGAAAAUGCUCCUGAAACUGUGGUUGCUAUCUUCCGAAUACGAGACAGAGACUCUGGGGAGAAUGGGAAAAUCAUUUGUUCCAUUCCAGAUACUCUACCAUUCAUUUUAAAACCCUCUAACAAGAACUUUUACACACUGGUGACAGAGAGUCCUUUGGACAGAGAGAGCAGAGCUGAGUACAACAUCACCAUCACAGUCACUGACAUGGGCACACCCAGGCUCACAACCCAGCACACCAUCACAGUGCAGGUGGCUGAUGUCAACGACAACGCCCCCACCUUCACACAAACCACCUACACCCUGUUUGUCCAGGAGAACAACAGCCCCGCCCUGCACAUAGGCACCAUCAGCGCCACAGACUCAGACUCAGGCUCCAAUGCCCACAUCACAUACUCUCUGCUGCCCACCCAAGACCCGCAGCUGGCCCUCAACUCACUCAUCUCCAUCAACGCCGACAAUGGGCAGCUGUUCGCGCUCAGGGCGCUGGACUAUGAGGUCCUGAAGACCUUCGAGUUCCGCGUGGGCGCCACAGACCAAGGCUCUCCUGCACUCAGCAGCCAGGCGCUGGUACAAGUGCUGGUGCUGGACGCCAACGACAAUGACCCCUUCGUGCUCUACCCGCUGCAGAACGCCUCUGCACCCUGCACAGAGCUGCUGCCCAGGGCGGCAGAGCCAGGAUACCUGGUCACCAAGGUGGUGGCAGUGGACCGCGACUCUGGACAGAAUGCCUGGCUGUCCUUCCAGCUGCUCAAGGCCACGGAGCCCGGGCUGUUCAGCGUGUGGGCUCACAAUGGCGAGGUGCGCACCUCCAGGCUGCUGAGUGAGCGCGAGGCUCCCAAGCACAGGCUGCUGCUGCUGGUCAAGGACAAUGGUGAUCCUCCAAGGUCUGCCAGUGUCACUCUGCAUGUGCUGCUGGUGGAUGGCUUCUCUCAGCCCUACCUGCCUCUGCCAGAGGUGGCGCAAGACCCCGCGCAGGAUGAGGACGCGCUCACUCUGUACUUGGUCAUUGCCUUGGCUUCUGUGUCUUCUAUCUUCCUCUUGUCUGUGCUGCUGUUCGUGGGGAUGAGGCUGUGCAGGAGGGCCAGGGCGGCCUCUCUGGGUGGCUGCUUUGUGCCUGAGGGACACUUUCCUGGUCACCUGGUGGAUGUCAGCGGCACUGGGACCCUGUCCCAGAGCUACCAGUAUGAGGUGUGUCUGAGUGGAGACUCUGGGACUGGUGAGUUCAAAUUCCUCAAACCUAUGGUCCCCAACCUGUUGCUUCAGGAUGCUGGGAGAGAAGUUAAGGAGAGUCCCCACUGCAGGGACAGCUUUUUAUUCAGCUAAGUGAUGUAAAUUCCCAGGCAUUGUCCCAUUAUUUUCUUUUAAGAAAUGAUCUUGUUUCUAAGAAGUUCUUCACUAGUCUAACUUGCUUACAUCCUUAAUCCGCUGUUUUUCAUUGGUGUGAAAGUACUAGGCUUUUAGUUGUUCUAAGUAUAUUUCAUAUUUUUCUCCACAUAAGAAUAUCUCUUUGUUACUCAUACUCCCAUAACCCUAAAUAGCCCAAAUAGUAUAACAUUUUCUUUGAAUGAUACUCUUAGUGAUCUUCCAAGACAUUUUAGUGACCUCAAGAAAACUUGAGUUUGUGUAUAAAUUUGGGAUUCUUGCCCUUUCUAUGUGAUUUCAUCUUUUCAAAGGUAGAUUGUUUAAAAUUACUUACAUCACCUGGAUCUUUCUGCAUGAAUGGAAAGCCGCAUUAUGUCAUGUUCACUUUCAGGCUUAGUACCCUGAGUAGUCAAGUCAUAAAAUUUAAACUGUAUGUGAAUGUACACAAGGAUUGUGACACUUUUUGUUUGUGAGCAUCAUGCAUAUUAAUAGGCCUGUUUAUUUGGUUGCAAGUGUUCUGGAAAUACUAAAGUUUAAGUUUUGAAUUCUUACUUGAUGCAAAUUAAAGAGAAAAUAUGUGAUUUCUCAUUCCACUUAUUAAAUAAAACUGUUACAUCCCUGCUUUGCCAUAAUCUCUUUUAAUAGUUAAUCUCAUAAUCAGUAUUUUGUUCUUUCUUUCUUAAAAGGAAAAUGCAGGGUUAUUGAGGACAUUACAUUUAUCUUUUUCUUUCCUUGUACAAAGAAGUCCCAGCAUGGCAUAAUGUGUGUGUCUUCUCUGGAAGCUUCUCCCACCUUUCAAAUGAUUUUUUUUGAAGAGUGGGUAUUCUGUUUAUUAGAAGAUUUCAAAAUGUUCACUUUGUGUUAAUUGGAGGCUCUAGGCAGAGUUUAUCAAUCAGCAAAAAUAUUUUGGGUGUUAAAUCAUUUUGUUUUGUUUUUUUAGUGUACUCUUGAGUUACUUUGAGUUAAACUGGUAAUUAUGAAUAUUAUUUUGUUUGUUAAUAAAUUGGAACAGUAGCAUAUUUAUUGAUUUGUAAUUGCAGUAUUCUGUUGUGUUCAAUAAGCCUGGUGAAUUGAUUGAUUGGUUUCUAACUCAUUACAUGUACUUAGAUAAGUAAGAGUGUAUCAAAACUCCUUGAACUUUUGGUAGAAAAUGAGCAAUUGAAAGGUGUUCUUCAUAUCCCACUAUCUAUUUCUAAAUCUUAACUAUCAGUCUAUGUGAAGUGAAGCAGUUGGACUUUCGCGCACAUUUGUCUCCUCACCAAAGCUACAAUGAAAAAGACAAAUUACUGGCAGUUUAAGUUCUUGAAAUGUGGAUUUUAGUUGACAUUCAAUUUUUGAAAAAGAGAUAAAUAACCCUGAAAGUCAGCAAGUCCCACACAGAAGACCUGAAAGUGAGGAGGAGACCCUUUGGGAAGAAGGUCUUUGUCAGGAGAGGGAGGUUGUAAGAGAGGAAAUUUGGGGUGUAGGAAAGAGCUAAACAAUGUCUGAAGAGAUAAUGACUGACAAUUUCUACCACUGUUGAGUCUUUGAAUGUUGGGAGAACCAAAGAAACCUCAUCAGGGUCUGUAAGAAGCAAAGCUUACUUGAGCAUAUGAUAGGAAAGUUGCUCAACACAAGGUCCAAGACAGGAAAAAUGUUAAAGCAACUAUAUGAAAAUGAUGUAUUUCU
Molecule: messenger RNA, 4459 nt
Organism: Onychomys torridus (southern grasshopper mouse)
Lineage: Eukaryota; Metazoa; Chordata; Mammalia; Rodentia; Cricetidae
Product: protocadherin beta-4-like
Exons: 1
Coding region: 362-2752 (796 amino acids)
Biological process (GO): homophilic cell-cell adhesion
Cellular component (GO): plasma membrane
Molecular function (GO): calcium ion binding
Source: RefSeq, a predicted model, not a curated record